Messenger RNA from Zasmidium cellare ATCC 36951, 711 nucleotides. RefSeq lists its product as uncharacterized. The record is from RefSeq and is a predicted model, not a curated record. Lineage: Eukaryota; Fungi; Ascomycota; Dothideomycetes; Mycosphaerellales; Mycosphaerellaceae. Bases 1 to 711 code for a protein of 236 amino acids. The transcript has a single exon.
AUGCACGUCCAACCAACCCUCGACGUCCUCAAAACCCGCGGCCACAACGCCAUCAGCAUCGACCUCCUCGCCAUCGACACCUCCAAGCCCCGCCCAACCUGGGAACAAGAAGUCCUCCACAUCACCAACAGCGUCCUCUCCCAACUAACCUCCGGCCGCGACGUCGUCCUCGUCCUACACUCCUACGCCGGCCUCCCCGGCUGCGAAGCCCUCAACCGCAUAGUCCAAGCCGGCGCCCUCCAACCCACCGCGGAACGAAAAGGCCGUCUCCUUAAAGCCAUCUUCUUCUACGCGCACCACGCCCCGACAGGGCUCGUGAUGGACGUCAAAGCCUUCGUCGGCCCCCAAAACCCCGCCUUCUCCAUUGACGAAAGCACCGAUCUCGCAUAUCACGACCAGCCCUACGAACUCUUCUUCAACGACAUCCCGACCAAAGAAGAAGCGAAACCCUACCUGGACGAGAUCAAGCCCAUGUGGUACAUCCCCGGGGGCGGGGCGAUCGCGUCCGACGAUUGGCAGCAGGCGCCGAGGAGUAUCGUGGCGUCUUCGAAGGAUAAGGCUUUGCUGCCGGAGAUUUUGAACCAGAUGUGGGGUGGGCACCAAGAGGAGAUUGUGUGGACUGAGACGGCGCAUACGCCUUUUAUGACGCAGCCGGAGGAGAUUGCUGAUUUGUGGAUUGAUUUGGCUAGCAAACCGUCUGGCGAGGCUUGA